AAGAGACCUCGUUCCUCGCGCUAACCAUGGCGGAUGAAAAUAAGGAGAACUUGACUGACGGGCCAAGCAAGAAGGCACUGAAGAAAGCACAAAAGGCAGCAGAGAAAGCAGCCAAGAAGCUGAAUACAAAGCCCAAAAUGCAACAGGAACAUAAUGAAGGACCAGAAGAAGACUGUGCUGAAGGCUGCUAUGGAUUACCUAUGAAUAAGAGCCAGCAGAAACUGGAAUUUAAAACCAUUGAUAUUCGUGACCUUGGGAAAAACUUGGCCAACCAGACUGUGUUGAUACGUGCACGUCUCCAUACUUCCAGAGGGAAAGGUAAACAAGCUUUCUUUGUGUUAAGACAUCGAGAACACACAGUUCAGUGUGUAAUAGCUGUGGGGGAGAAGGUGUCGAAGCAGAUGAUAAAAUAUGUCUGCAACAUAAACAAAGAAAGCAUUAUAGAUGUUGAAGGAAAGGUGGUGAGUGCAGAUCAGAAGGUUGAGUCGUGUAGUGUUCAGGAUGUGGAGAUCCAUGUUUCAAAAGUGUUUGUAGUCUCCUCUUCAUCACCACGGCUGCCUUUGCAGAUUGAAGAUGCAAUGCGUCCUGAUGUAGAAGAAUCUGAAGGUCUGCAAAUCAAGGUCAAUCAAGACACAAGACUGGACAAUCGUGUUCUUGAUCUGAGAACUCCCACCAAUCAAGCUAUCUUCAGGCUGGAAGGUGGUGUCUGUCACCUCUUCAGGGAAGCACUGAGGGCUAAAGGAUUUACAGAGGUUAUGUGUCCCAAGCUUAUUUCAGCAGCAUCUGAAGGAGGAGCAAAUGUGUUUGGCAUGAAGUAUUUUGAAAAAGAAGCCUUCCUUGCUCAGAGUCCACAGUUGUACAAGCAGAUGGCAAUUGCAGCUGAUUUUGGAAAAGUUUUUACAAUUGGUCCUGUAUUUAGAGCAGAGAAUUCUAACACUCAUAGGCAUUUAACAGAGUUUGUUGGUCUUGAUCUGGAAAUGGCUUUUACACACCAUUAUCAUGAAGCUGUUCAUGUUAUUGGCCAGAUGUUCACAGAGAUUUUUAGGGGACUCCGUGACAAUUAUGCUGAAGAAAUUGCUAUUGUGAAUAAGCAAUUUCCUGCUGAGCCUUUCAAAUUUCUUGACCCACCUUUGAUUUUAGAGUACAGGGAAGGAGUUGCAAUGUUGAAGGAAGCUGGCAUAGAAAUGGAAGAGACAGAAGACCUCAGUACCCCCAAUGAGAAGUUUUUGGGGCGUCUUGUAAAAGCAAAAUACGAUACUGAUUUCUACAUUCUGGAUAAAUACCCGCUUGCUGUUAGACCUUUCUACACUAUGCCAGAUCCAUCAGACCCCAAGUGGAGCAACUCCUAUGAUAUGUUUAUGCGAGGUGAAGAAAUUUUGUCAGGAGCACAGCGAAUCCACGAUGCCGACUUUCUUGUUGAGAGGGCUAAAGCACAUGAAAUACCUAUCCAUACAAUUCAGUCAUAUAUUGAUUCCUUCAAGUAUGGAUGCCCACCCCAUGCUGGUGGAGGUAUAGGUCUGGAGAGAGUCACUAUGCUCUACCUUGGUCUGGAUAACAUUAGGAAGACCUCCAUGUUCCCAAGGGACCCCAAGAGAAUCACUCCUUAAUUCACAAGGCUUCAGAUGUACACAUGAAAAUAGGCAUCAUUCCUGACAACAACUUUAUUGAUUUGUGAAACACUUUAAGAUUGGCUAAUGAUCACCAACACCUAUGUAAUUGAAAAUUAUUUAUUUAUUACUUUCAGGGUACUAAAGCUAUUUCAGAUAUUCUACCUGAACCUAUCAGUACACAUGUUAAAUGCUGCAAAAUGUGACAUGUACAACAUUCAAAGAGAUCAUGAAUUUUGAAAGGUGCCUUAAACUCUUUUAGCCAAAACAUCAUCACCAUUAAAGAGUUCAUAAAAAUAGGAAGUAUGGAAGUUUAUUAUAACCUAAGAGUACAUUUGUAUCUUGCUGUUUUUAAAUGUUUCAGUUGGAUUAAAAGUGCUGUAAAUCCUAUGGGAUUAUCUCUUUCUUUUCCUCUAAGAGGUUGCUGUUUGUAGUUUGUUUUUCUAUUAUACAUUUUCCAUUUGUAAAUGUUGGUAACCACUUCUGUAUUUCGAAAAGCAACUAGUGUUGGGAGAAAAAUAACAGCAGUGAAGACAUUGAAUCAUGCAAAUACAUGUCCCAAAUUUCCUUAAAAUGUCAAAUCAGUACAUAAAUUUUAAAAAUGUAUUGACAUCUUUGUUAACCUUGACAAGACCUAUGAUGUAGCUGUAUCAGGUGAUCUAGUAAUUGCAUUUAUUUAUACCUGUUGAACCAUGUAAAAGUGUUUACACCUGAUACAGGUACUAAAUUUUGCCACUGAAAUUAAGAAGUUAUUUCUUCAUCAUUUGUUUGGAAUAUUGUACAAUUAUAUUUUUCUUUUUUUCACCUUAUUUUAAAUGUCUUAACUAUACAGUUUUUGUAUAUUUUCUAUCAUUUAAUAAUGAUAAUGGUAAGACUUUUGUAAGGUUGCCAGUGAUUGGGUCUCUAUUCUUCCAUUCUUUACAUGAAAUGCAUUUGAAGUGUUUAGUAAAAAAUAAUAAAAUUGUUUUAUUAAUUUAAUGUACCAAGGAGAUUGUGUGUAUAAAGAAAUAAAAGCUCAAGAUAAGAGAUAAAAAGUU
Molecule: messenger RNA, 2644 nt
Organism: Penaeus monodon (black tiger shrimp)
Lineage: Eukaryota; Metazoa; Arthropoda; Malacostraca; Decapoda; Penaeidae
Gene: AspRS
Product: aspartate--tRNA ligase, cytoplasmic-like
Biological process (GO): aspartyl-tRNA aminoacylation
Cellular component (GO): cytoplasm; cytosol; aminoacyl-tRNA synthetase multienzyme complex
Molecular function (GO): ATP binding; RNA binding; aspartate-tRNA ligase activity
Source: RefSeq, a predicted model, not a curated record